AAAAAAGGGUUUAAGUGGAGCGGAGUUGACUGAAAUUGACGCUUUGACCGUACUUGAAUUGAAGGUUGAAACUUGAAAGACAAGUUGGAGAAGCGAGUUGUUGAGAAAAAGAUACCUUGCCUCGGUUGUGAGUGUACGGAGUAGAGUGAGUGUUUGGUUGUUUUGUUUUGAUAUAUCGUUCCGUUCCACACUCACUCCCUGUAACACACGCACGCACGCGACCUUUCACUGAAACAUCGUUCAUUCUCCGUCCACAAAAUCAAAAUCCAAAUGAGUCGCAAUCCAGAGGUUCUUUGGGCACAGCGCUCUGACAAGGUUUAUCUGACCGUAGCUCUACCUGAUGCAAAGGAUAUUUCUGUCAAGUGUGAGCCCCAGGGAAAAUUUAGUUUCUCUGCUCGAGGGGUGCAAGGUGAAUCCUUUGACUUAAGUUUGGAACUUUAUGGAGCAAUAGUACCUGAGGGUUGUAAAACUAAAGUUGGGUUGAGGAACAUUCUGUGUUCAAUCCAGAAAAAGCAAAAGGGUUGGUGGAAAAGAUUGUUAAAGUCAGAAGAAAAACCUGCACCGUACAUUAAGGUUGAUUGGAACAAAUGGUGUGAUGAGGACGAGGAAGAGUCUUCUUCUGAUCUGGCCUCUGAAAAUGAUGAUGCUGCGUAUGUUGGACAAGAUGAUGAAAGCAGUGAUGACGAAGGAAUGCUCUAUCUCCCUGACUUGGAAAAGGCAAGAGGAAACUAGCAACUAUCAGUAGUGACAAGUAGCAUUCUGCAUCUCAUAAAUUCAACUUUUCCCUAGUGUACCUAUUUUUAAGAAGAGUAGAGUGGUUCCAUUUAAACUCCAGUUCCAUGAGAUGCAGAAUUAUGACCAUGUUGGCACUGUAUACACCUAAUCCAACUCAUGCUUAAGGAAAGUCUGACAUUUGAUUUCCAGAGUUACAUUUGAUUUCUUGGCUUGUUUGCUUGGAUGUCUGGCUGGUUUUAUCCAAUAGCUAAAUUGUAGGGUUCUUUGA
Messenger RNA from Quercus lobata, 1003 nucleotides. Its product is annotated as HSP20-like chaperones superfamily protein. Gene Ontology annotation, molecular function: protein-folding chaperone binding; Hsp90 protein binding. Gene Ontology annotation, cellular component: cytosol; nucleus. Lineage: Eukaryota; Viridiplantae; Streptophyta; Magnoliopsida; Fagales; Fagaceae. The transcript has 6 exons. Gene Ontology annotation, biological process: chaperone-mediated protein complex assembly; protein folding. The coding region runs from base 271 to 732 and encodes 153 amino acids. The record is from RefSeq and is a predicted model, not a curated record.